Acyrthosiphon pisum (pea aphid) is the source of this 1337-nucleotide messenger RNA. RefSeq names its product serine protease-like. Gene Ontology annotation, biological process: proteolysis. Gene Ontology annotation, molecular function: serine-type endopeptidase activity. NCBI's taxonomy places the organism in Eukaryota, Metazoa, Arthropoda, Insecta, Hemiptera, Aphididae. The transcript has 7 exons. The record is from RefSeq and is a predicted model, not a curated record. Bases 169 to 1239 code for a protein of 356 amino acids.
UGAUAAUCUUACACAAACACAAGAAAUACUGAUGUUCAUUAUUCAGUAACUACUUUCAGUGUUUCAUAAACGUUAGCAUAACGUCGACUUUAUAUUCCUUCGUAAGUUAGACGAUAAUAGAUAUUAUAGUAUUUUAUUAAAAUAUUAAUUCUAAUAGUUUCAUUCAAAAUGAAGAGUCUUAAAAGUUUACAAUGUAUAUUUAUGCUAUUUAUUUUAUGCAUUGUGCGUUUGGGAUGCUGCGCACCGCAGGAUAACGAUGAAGUGACCACUAGUAAUCCUCCAGAUGAUCAAUCCAAAAGCAUUGAAACAUAUUCAGCAGCCGAAAUGUGCAGCAGUUACUCGGAGUUUAUUUACAAAUAUAUAAAGAAUUCAACAUUAUCUGAUGAUAAGGAUAUAUUAAUCAAAUGUAAAGAUUGUCAUAAUAAUGCAAUAUCAAACACGCCUGAAGUGGUGCCAAAUGUUAACGACGAAAGGACUGCACCAAGAGAAUUUUUGCACGUGGCUUUGUUGGGUGACAGCAAUGGUAUUUGGCUUUAUAGUGGAUCAUUGAUCAGCAACAGAUGGAUCUUGUCCGUGGCGCACUUUGAAGGAAUAUUUGACAACUUCACGCGCUGGGCGCGUCUAAGAGAUCCGAACUAUUUGUCGGAAACCGACGAUGCCACACCAAUGGACUACCAAAUCGAUCAAAUUGUAGUGCACCCGGAUUUUCAAAUACCGUCAUUGUACAACGAUAUAGCGUUGUUCCAUUUGGACCGGGACGUGAAGUUUUCAGCGUACGUGCAGCCCAUUUGUCUUAAUGCAGAUCCAAACUGGCAGUCGACUCACUCACAGGCUGUGAUAACACCUGGUUGGGGACGGAUUCAAUACGGUGGACCAUGGAAAUGGGAUGCAUUGAAUGCAUUCAGUUCAGGUCUGUUGAAGGUUAAUUCGGACAUCGUCUCGGCGGACUUGUGCAAGAGUGAUUACUUUAUUUCGUCUAGUACGCCCCAGUUGAUGCAAGGAAUAGUUGAAGACAGCAUGCUAUGCGCGGGCGUCGAUGGCGAAGAAGACUCUUGUGUGGGCUUCGGUGGCAGUUCACUUCAAAUUGCGCACGCCAAUUACACGUUCAUGUACACGCAAGUAGGCGUCUUAUCGGCCGGUAAGGAGCGGUGCGCCACGAAAGAAUUUCCAUAUUUUUACAUGAGGGUGUCCAAGUAUUUGCCGUGGAUCGAACGAAUCGUUUGGCCCAAGUCUGGCUGAAAUCAUCACACCCAUAUUAUGGAUGAACAUCACUUUGCAUUGUAGUCACGAAUAAAUAUGAAAAAUUUUAAUAAAGGUAGCAGCUUUUAAAUAUGAUA